Molecule: messenger RNA, 2005 nt
Organism: Maniola jurtina (meadow brown)
Lineage: Eukaryota; Metazoa; Arthropoda; Insecta; Lepidoptera; Nymphalidae
Exons: 7
Coding region: 170-1372 (400 amino acids)
Biological process (GO): centrosome duplication; spindle assembly
Cellular component (GO): nucleus; spindle; centrosome
Source: RefSeq, a predicted model, not a curated record
UCGUCGGAAUCUUUUUUUUACUUGGUGCUUAGUCUUAGGGUGUAAAAAAUUAUAUGGUAUAUGUAUUCUGUGACCCUUAAUUAACACGUGCAAAUUGCAAUUUGCAAAUCUAAUUAUCAGCAGUGAUCCUUCUGUGAACUUUAGUUCCAAAGACUUUGUUUUAAUAAAAAUGAACCAUAAUUUUUAUAAAAUGUUGGAGUUGGAAGCUAGAGAAUUCGGAUCAUGUUAUCCUCCACUUUGUAUGGACAUGUGCCCCAAGGAAGAGAUUACUGCGCGAACAGCACAAGGACAAGUCCAUCUACUUGAGGUAACACCAAAAGGCAAGAAGAUGGUGAAGUGCCACGCCUGGACAGUAGCUUGUCCCACCGACCAGCCAAGGCAGUUGAGGCCUUUCAGGAUACUCUAUGAAACACUACACCAUUUGUUAUUGGAAGUACCAAAAAGACUUGACACAGAUUUCAAUCUUCAAAUGUGGGACAGUAGUAUUGUACCACACCGCAGAAAACUGCCAAUUAUGUAUGACUUCCUGGACGACCGUCUGACAGCAAUGAGACAUGACAUGAUGAAACAGAGGAUUCCAACGGAGAAGUUAGUCUUGUUGCUUGAACCUAUGAUAAGGUUCUAUCUCUGUUUUGGUUACCGUUUAUGUACACGUCCACGAGACGAAUUUGAUCUGGAGCAAAACAAGAAAGUGUUUACAGAUUGCUUACAAUGGUGCCUUAAUUGCUGUGAUGUUCAGUACAAAAAAGACACCGGGCAUAUGGAACCAGCAAUAAAAAAACACAAUUCCAAGCAAGAACUGAAAUUUGAUGUACAGCUGAUUGAAAGUCUAAAUAUAAUAUUUAAUUUAGGCGAUAAUGCACCCUUGCAUAGAUAUAUGAGACUACCUGAAUUCGUACGAAAGUCGACCCCUGUGAAACUAGCGUACGACAUAGCGAUGGCAAACAUAAUGGGCAACUUUGUAAGAGUGAUAGAACUGGGCAAAAAAUUAUGCCCGCUCACCUUCUACGCACUGAUCUGGCAACUGCCGAAGAUUCAAAGGCGAGGUCUAAAAGAUCUGAGCCACGGAUUCAGCCAACAUGAGGCCAUCUCCGGGCUAAAAGUGCAGGACUGGCUGUACUUCGGUAACUACGAGGAUGUGAAGAGGACUUGUGCGUUCUAUGGGCUACAGUUGUACCAGAAGUGCGGGGUUAUCUUCAACGAGAAAAGAUUCAAUGAAGAUGUACAGGAUGCGCCAUUCUAUUAUUUCCCAACACAGAUAGAUACAUUACCUGUGAAAAUGGUCUUAACAUACCAAGCUAGUUUUAAAGGAUACGAUAAGGUAGAAUACGAAUGGAUACGAUACAGUGAUGUCUAUAGUAUUAUAGAAUAGAAUUUGUUGUCUGCCUGUUUGUCUGUCUGCUGUCGUAUCUGUCACAGAUUGGCCCUGAUAACUUAAUGUAGACUUUUUGUUACGAGUUUACUUUUACGAUAAAAAAUUGAGAGGUUUAGUUAAAAAAAAAUCGGCUAAUUACGAAACCCGCUAAGGAAAUCAAAACAUAGGAAACUUCCCUUUAAGGGCGCGCUUUCAUUUAAACCAAAAAGGCGAGUUUUCGAGCUCCAAAUUAACCAUCAUAGGAAAGACUUCCACAUAAUUGAAUAGGUACAUGUUUAAAAUAAAUCACUCUUUCGUAUUGACAGUUAAUGUAACAUUUUUGCGAUAACUAUUUAUUUAUUUUGUAGUGAUCAAUCUCCCGCGCUUAGUUUUAUAAUAAUAAAAACAGUAACAGACCCAACUUUGAAGCCCUAAAUCUGUCCUUAUAAAUCAUCUGAUUUACUGGAAAAAAAUAUUUAAAUAUUAGAAAUAUAGUCCUAUUGACACAUAAUGAACUAAAAUAUGGAUUUUUGAUCACAUUAAUGAGUAAAAAAAAAUAACUGUUGCCAAGUUGCCAAAAAAUUAUAUGGCUAGUUUAACACGAUUUUUUGUAUUGAAUAAAGCAUAACUUCAUUCAAAAAUUUAUGUGAA